AUGUAUAGGGUUGGGUAUUUGGAACUGAAGGCUUCUUAUGCUUUUCUUCUUGGAGUAAUCCCAAUUUUUGUUGGUUGGAUAUACUCAGAGCUACUUGAGUACAGGAAAUAUUGGGUUCCCUUAAAACCUCACUCAGAUAAUAAUCUGGUUGAAUUGGGAGACGUAGCAGAGAAGGACGAUGACAAAGCUGACUUGUUGGAGGGAGGUCUUUCCCGAUCGACAUCUUUACGGUUUCAUAAUUCAACCAUCAGAACAAACAUCAUUAGGUUUUUGUGUAUGGACGAUUCGUUUUUGCUGGAACACCGUGCAACGCUGAGAGCAAUGUCGGAGUUUGGAGCAAUUUUAGUAUAUUUCUAUAUCUGUGACCGCACGGAAUUGCUUGGAGAUUCUACCAAGAAUUACAACCGCGACCUUUUCCUUUUUCUCUACGCUCUUCUCAUCAUAGUAUCAGCCAUGACAUCUCUCAGAAAGCACAAAGACAAGUCACCUAUAACUGGGAAAUCCAUUCUUUACCUUAACCGCCACCAAACUGAACAGUGGAAAGGAUGGAUGCAGGUUUUGUUCUUAAUGUAUCACUACUUUGCUGCGACUGAGUUAUACAACGCAAUCCGUAUCUUUAUUGCUGCUUAUGUUUGGAUGACUGGUUUUGGAAACUUCUCCUACUACUAUGUCAGAAAGGAUUUCUCUGUUGCACGUUUUGCACAGAUGAUGUGGAGGCUGAACUUCUUUGUAGCAUUUUGUUGUAUUGUUCUCAACAAUGACUAUAUGCUGUAUUACAUCUGCCCAAUGCACACUCUCUUCACUUUAAUGGUGUAUGGAGCUCUGGGUAUCUGCAGCAAGUACACUGAUAUAGGAUCUGUGAUGGCUUUGAAGAUAUUUUCAUGCUUCCUCGUUGUCUUUUUGAUGUGGGAAAUUCCUGGAGCUUUUGAAAUAUUUUGGGGUCCAUUAGCAUUCUUGUUAGGUUACAGUGAUCCUGCAAAGCCCGAUCUUCAUCGACUGCAUGAAUGGCACUUCAGAUCAGGCCUUGACCGCUACAUAUGGAUUAUCGGAAUGAUUUAUGCCUAUUAUCACCCGACUGUAGAGAGAUGGAUGGAGAAGUUAGAGGAGUGUGAAACGAAGAAAAGACUAUCCAUAAAAACCGCUAUUGUUACUAUUGCCGUGCUUGUCGGCUAUGUGUGGUAUGAAUGUAUCUACAAGCUGGACAAGACCAGUUACAACAUGUAUCAUCCAUACACAUCUUGGAUCCCCAUCACUGUUUACAUAUGCCUUCGGAAUUUCACCCACCAGCUUCGGAGUGUCUCAUUGACUCUCUUCGCAUGGCUCGGCAAGAUCACUUUACAAACUUACAUUUCUCAGUUUCAUAUAUGGCUAAGAUCAAACAUGCCUGAUGGGCAACCCAAAUGGCUUCUCUCUAUUAUUCCGGGAUACCCUAUGCUGAACUUUAUGCUCACAACUGCGAUAUACGUCCUCGUAUCUCACCGUCUCUUUGAACUAACCAACACACUCAAGACGGUUUUUGUACCCACAAAAGACAACAAACGUCUCUUAUCUAACUUCAUAGCUGGGAUCGCCAUCGCUCUUCCUCUCUAUUGCUUCUCAUUCGUUCUUCUUCAGAUUCAUCGCUAAAAACCGCAGAAAGAAGUGUUUUUCUUUGUGUUAUAUUUGUGGAUCAUUUUC
Molecule: messenger RNA, 1677 nt
Organism: Camelina sativa (false flax)
Lineage: Eukaryota; Viridiplantae; Streptophyta; Magnoliopsida; Brassicales; Brassicaceae
Source: RefSeq, a predicted model, not a curated record